Molecule: messenger RNA, 1506 nt
Organism: Trichechus manatus latirostris (Florida manatee)
Lineage: Eukaryota; Metazoa; Chordata; Mammalia; Sirenia; Trichechidae
Product: 5-beta-cholestane-3-alpha,7-alpha-diol 12-alpha-hydroxylase
Exons: 1
Molecular function (GO): sterol 12-alpha-hydroxylase activity; iron ion binding; heme binding
Source: RefSeq, a predicted model, not a curated record
AUGAUGCUCUGGGGUCUGGUGCUGGGAGCCCUGCUCGUGGCCAUUGUGGGGUACUUGUGCCUGCCAGGGCUGUUCCGACAAUGCAAGCCCCAGGAGCCCCCUCUGGACAAGGGCCCUGUGCCCUGCCUGGGCCAUGCCAUAGCUUUCUGGAAAAAUACGUUUGAAUUCCUGAAAUGCAUGUGGGCCAAGCAUGGGGAUGUGUUCACUGUGCAGCUAAGUGGCCAGUACUUCACCUUUGUCAUGGAUCCCUUCUCCUUUGGUCCCAUCCUCAAGGAUGUACAGAAAAAACUGGACUUUGUGGAGUAUGCCAACGAACUAGUACUGAAGGUAUUUGGAUACCAGUCAGUACAGGGAGUACACCAGAUGAUAUGCUCAGCCAGCACCAAGCACCUGAUGGGGGCUGGCUUGGAGAAUCUCAAUGAGGCCAUGCUGGACAGCUUGUCCUUGGUAAUGCUGGGGCUGAAGGGCUGGAGUCCAGAUGCCAGUUGCUGGUGUGAGGAUGGCCUCUUUCACUUCUGCUACAACACCUUGUUCAAAGCCGGCUACCUAAGCUUGUUUGGCUACACAAAGGACAAGGCGCAGGACCUGCUCCAGGCAGAGGAGCUAUUUGUGGAGUUUCGCAAGUUCGACCUCCUGUUCCCUAGGUUUGUCUAUUCCAUGCUGGGGUUGCGGGAGUGGCUAGAAGUGGGCCGGCUCCAGCGUCUCUUCCACGAGGUGCUCUCUGUGAAACACACCCUGAAGAAGGAUGGCAUAAGCAACUGGUUAUCCUACAUGCUUCAGUUUCUAAGGGAGCAGGAAAUAGCCCCGGCCAUGCAGGACAAGUUCAACUUCAUGAUGCUCUGGGUCUCCCAGAGGAACACAGGGUCUACCUCCUUCUGGGCCCUCUUGUUCCUCCUGAAGCACCCAGAAGCCAUGCAGGCUGUGAAGGAGGAAGCCACCAAGGUCCUGGGUGAAGCCAGGCUGGAGGUCAAGUAGUCCUUCAGCUGUGACCCCAGUGCCCUGAAAUGCACCCCAGUGCUGGACAGCGUGAUGGAGGAGUCACUGCGCCUGAGGGCUUCACCCAUCCUCCUCAGGGUGGUACAAGGUGACCAGAGCCUGAAGAUGGCCAAUGGGCGGGAGUACCUGCUCCGUCAUGGAGACAAAGUGGCCCUCUUCCCCUAUCUCUCAGUGCAAAUGGACCCUGACAUCCACCCUGAGCCCACUGCCUUCAAGUACAAUGGCUUCCUCAACCCCAAUGGCAGUCGAAAAAUGGAUUUCUACAAGGGAGACGAGAAGAUUCACUACUACAACAUGCCUUGGGGCUCAGGCGUCUCCAUCUGCCCUGGGAGGUUCUUCGCCCUCAGUGAAAUGAAGCUCUUCAUCCUGUUCAUGGUCUCAUACUUUGACCUGGAGCUAGUCGACCCUGACACACCUGUGCCACCUGUGGACCCCCAGAGCUGGGGUUUUGGCAUCACACAACCCAGCCAUGAUGUACGUUUCCGCUGCUGCCUGCGGCCUGCUGAGUGA